UGGACAGUCACCUGUCUGAGAAGGUAUAGGUUCUCCUGCUUGAGCACGGGGCUGGACUAGAAGACCUCCAAGGUCCCUUCCAGCUCUAUUCUGAUUGAUUGAUUGAUCUCAUUGGGGUGGGGCCCUAAUGUCCAUUUGUCCAAGGGCUGUGCUGAGCUCCAGCAUGGCUGAACAGACUCCAAGGCUUGCCGUGGCCCCGGUCGAUUCCGGAGUGAGUGCAUGCUGUGUGUCCCUGCAGCUGCCUUCUGAAGCCUCUGGGUGGGACUGUGCCGGGCCCUUCCCCACUUUGCCUGUCUGGAUAAUAACCAAUUAAUCUUCCCCGAAGUCCUUCGUGGAUGCACUAACCACCUCCCUAACUCCUCCUUUGCAUGCGCCCUCGUGCCCUGGACUGACGGAGGCUGCCCGCCAUGUGCCAGGGAGCUGCUCUCUCUGCUCAUCAAUGGGCCGUCUGCGAGGGCAACUUCACCUGCACGGACAAUGAGGUGUGUGUGAGACCCAACGAGUGUCGCUGUCGCCACGGCUAUUUUGGGGCCAACUGCGAAACCAAGUGUCCCCGACUCUUUUGGGGCCCGGACUGCAAGGAGCUAUGCAACUGCUACCCCAACGGGCAGUGUGAGGACGUGACGGGCCAGUGCACCUGCAACGCCAACCGCUGGGGGCCUCGGUGUGAGAACGUCUGCCUGUGCAAGCACGGGAAGUGCGAUCAGAAGACGGGCAAGUGCUCCUGUGAGCCAAACUGGUGGGGGGCCCAGUGCGCCAGCGCCUGCUACUGCAGCCUCAACUCACAGUGCGAUCAGAAGACGGGCCUCUGCAUCUGCCAGCCGGGCUGGUGGGGGCGCACCUGCAACAAUCAGUGCGCCUGCAGCACCUCGCCCUGCGAGCAGUUCACAGGGCGCUGCCAGUGUCGGAGCCGGACUUUCGGCCCUCGCUGCGACCGCUACUGUCAGUGCCACAUGGGGAAGUGCAACCAGGUGGACGGGACCUGCACCUGCGAACCGGGCUACCGGGGCAAGUUCUGCCGCGAGGCCUGUCCGGCCGGCUUCUACGGACAAGGCUGCAGGCGACGGUGCGGUCAGUGCAAGGAGCUGCAGCCGUGUACACUUGUGGAUGGCCGUUGCCUGGCCUGCGAAGCUGGUUGGAACGGCACCAGGUGUGACCAGAUCUGCUCCCAGGGCUUUUAUGGCGAGGGCUGUGAGCAGACCUGCCCCCCCUGUAAGGACGGCCACACCUGCAACCACAUCAACGGCAAGUGUUCCCACUGCAAUCCAGGCUGGAUCGGAGACAGGUGCGAGACCAAAUGCCGCAAUGGGACGUACGGCGACAACUGUGUCUUCGUCUGCAGCAGCUGUUUUAACGGGGAGUGCCACUUUGAGACCGGGAGGUGCCUCUGCCGAGCCGGAUUCCACGGGAUGUUCUGCAACCUCACCUGCCCAGCUGGCCAUUAUGGUGCAAACUGCGCUCAGCAAUGCGAUUGCCACGAGGACACCUGCAACCCCUUCACCGGCAUGUGCCACAUGGAGGCCAAUCAGCGGAUGGGAGUGAUUGGCGCCGGAGUGCUCCUGGUCUUCUUGCUCUGCCUCCUCCUCUCCCUGUUGUCCUGCUGCUGCAUUUGCCGCAAAAAGGAUGAGGCCCGGGACAUCCGCCAGGACUUGGCUCAUAAAAAACCUUCAAGGCGCCUUUGCGGACAGUUCAGCCAAAUCAGCCUGAAGUUGCCUCGUAUCCCCCUGCGCCGUCAGAAGUUGCCAAAAGUUGUAGUGGCUCAUCAUGACCUGGAGAACACCCUGAACUGCAGCUUCAUUGAACCUCCUUCUGUGGUGGAUCAGCCAUCACCCUCCUGGUCAUCCAGGGGCUCCUUCUCUUCCUUUGAUACCACAGACGAAGGACCCGUCUACUGUGUUCCGCACGAAGAGAGCGCGAGCGACCCCAAGGAGCAUGUCUCGGCCCCGAGCAGCACCCUGGAGAAGGCGCCACAACCGCUACGCAAGGGGCCGGCGGAGGCGGAGGAAGCUGGCGAGUACACCGUGCUAAAGGAGAGCCCCCCGGGCCUGGUGGACAGCGGCGAGGCGCCCCUGCUUAAGUCCUCAGACAGCGAGCGCUCCUCCUGCGGCUCUGGUUCGGUCAGUGGCGCGCUCUACGCCCGCAUCGCGCGCCUCUCCAGGCAGUCCCGGGAGGAGGAGGAGGCCCCGGCGGCGGAGCCCCGGCUGGCCAAGCCCCCCUCCCCAGAGCGGGCCAAGCCACCCCCGCCGGACCCCUCCACCAAGCCCAAAGUCUCCUGGAUCCACCACAAGUACAACACGGCCCAGAGCAACUCCCUGCCGGCCUCGGGCGCGGCCGAGCUGCAGGCCGAGCGCCGGCCCGGCCCCUCCAAGCGCAAGAGGAGCCCCGGCGAGGCCGCGCGGGCCAAGGAGAGGGCCCCCCGGCCCCCCCAGGAGCCCGGCAGCCCCGAGGGCCCGCCCUGCCCUGCUCAGGCCAGGCAGCGCAGCCGGACCGGACCAGAGCCCACCGAGAACCUCAACGGUGCCCUGCACUCCGCGCUCAAGAGGAUGGGGGGCCCCGGUGCGGAGAGGCGGCCGGCCGAGGCGCCCCGGAGCCCCACGCAGCCCAAGGCACCGCCUGGCUUCUCCGCCGAGGCUGUCACGCUGCUGGCUGCACAGCUGAAGGAAAAGACCCAGAGCCUCCAGCGGGGCGAGGCGGGCGCGCGGCCCAACGGCAUGAGCCCCCUCCCGGCCCAGCGGGAGAAGCCAACACCCCCACAGAAGGCCAGGCAGGCGGGCACCGCCCCCAGGCAGAAGGCCGGCAAGCCGCUGCUGCCCACCUCCGCCCCGCUGCAGAAACUGCUGGGGCCCGGCGAUCCCCCCGCCGCCCCCGCCACCGAGCCCAAGAGCGGGGAGAAGCCGGCCAGCAGCAGCCCCGAUGCCAUCCCCAUGCCCGGAGACCCCGCCGUCAAGAAGACGCCCAUCAAGAAGCCGCCACGCAAGAAGGGCCGGGAAGGGGUCACGGAGCCACCCAAGGGAGCCGCCCCCCCUCCGCAGACUGUACAAUAGGGGAGGGGAAAGGAGAAGCAGGACCUUCCCAGGGCCAGAGGGCUGCUCUCUCUUUCUGGGCCAGCGGAGACCCCGCCUCAAAGAGAGCCACAGCCUCCUUCUGGAUGGCCUCCCCCUGGGAUGGGUUGGGGGGCUUUCGGGGACCCAGCGCUGGCGCUGGGCUCUGGCAGGGAGGGAGAGGUGGAGGGCUUUCUUUAAACCAGCCUUAUAACUGCA
This is a messenger RNA of Crotalus tigris (Tiger rattlesnake), 3260 nucleotides long. RefSeq names its product scavenger receptor class F member 2 (gene SCARF2). Gene Ontology annotation, molecular function: scavenger receptor activity. The transcript has 10 exons. Lineage: Eukaryota; Metazoa; Chordata; Lepidosauria; Squamata; Viperidae. The record is from RefSeq and is a predicted model, not a curated record. Bases 408 to 3044 code for a protein of 878 amino acids.